Haliotis rufescens (red abalone) is the source of this 1037-nucleotide messenger RNA. RefSeq lists its product as uncharacterized. The record is from RefSeq and is a predicted model, not a curated record. NCBI's taxonomy places the organism in Eukaryota, Metazoa, Mollusca, Gastropoda, Lepetellida, Haliotidae. Bases 97 to 990 code for a protein of 297 amino acids. The transcript is spliced from 5 exons.
CGUCAUUGUCAAUCGCUACUGCUGCAGCAUCACGACACAGCUCUCGUUCAUCAAGAAUGUCACGUCAAACAUAGAACAGAGCCAUCCUCUCCUCAAAUGGCGUUAAACUUGCGAACACUGGAUGCCUUGGUUCUGCCGAAAUUCGAGGAAUAUGACCCUGAAGUGUGGGGUUUCUUUGUUCAAGGAGAACCAAAAGAGUUCCACAGCACUCCCCCGACUGGUGUUAUCAAACCAACCGCAAUCCGUUCAGUGCCUCCUUUUUCCUGGGACUAUGACGGGUCAUACAUUCCGGGUGUGGCAGCAUCGAAACUAAACUCGGCCUUCUGUCCCGUUACUGCAGAUACCUGGCAUGGUGCGGGGGAAGUGUCAUCUGCAGGUACGGAUGUUAAGAAACUCCUCAAAUCCAUGAAGAUGACGGAGAGACAACUGAAGUUUCAGUUGCUCCAAAGGGCUCAGAUGUAUGAGAGAGAAGAUGAGCUCAGUCAAGACAGGAUGGUUCUCGUUGCUGAACUCCGAGACAUGACGGAGUAUGCCGAGAUUUUGGAGCAGAAGAACCGAGAUCUGAACACACAUUUGAGACGAGUCACAGAGGAGAACAAGUCUCUCAGCUCCCACGUGGACCGCUUGGUGCGGAACAUUAAGAUGGUGGUGGCAGGGGAACUGCGUCAACAGAGGGGGGAGGGGGAAGGCCCCGGGGGGCUUGCUCAGAGGGUACAGGUCAAUGAGGAGACUGGGAUUGACCAGCAGGAGAGUUGGACAGACCUGUCUCCUUACGAUAGUGACGUAAAUGUUAAUGAAUCGACCCAUGAAGAUAUCGAUGGGCGGUUCCAUUCACCGACUCGCCACGGUGUUAGUAGUGAAGUUCGGCUCAUCAACGAAGAUACUCCUCCUCUCGUGUCUUCAAAACGCAGGACAAAGAAGUCACAGAUACCGAAAUCUCUGUUUGGACGUCUCAGGGGUGCGUUCGGGAGAAUUCGGGGUCAGAUUUAACCUGGGAGAAGUGUAUUUCAGGAUGGAAAUUAAAAUUGUUAAAGUUA